This is a messenger RNA of Guyanagaster necrorhizus, 790 nucleotides long. RefSeq lists its product as uncharacterized. NCBI's taxonomy places the organism in Eukaryota, Fungi, Basidiomycota, Agaricomycetes, Agaricales, Physalacriaceae. The transcript has a single exon. The record is from RefSeq and is a predicted model, not a curated record. The coding region runs from base 403 to 567 and encodes 54 amino acids.
GUUCGAUCCGCUGUAUCAACAUGUAUGAUGCUUUGUCCAUCAUCCUUGUGCUAACACGAUUUUUGUGUCAUUUCUGCAGGCUUGGUCUGGAUGAAAACUCAUAAUCUUUCCGUUCCUCGUACUCGUUGACUGCUCAACCACAGCUUUUAGCUAUUCCGUCUUCGCAGACUUCUUCACUGGUUCCCCAACCAAACCUAUGGUGUCCAAAAUUUGUCUUGCGCCCUAUCAUGAUGCCAUUUGAGGGUGCCGCAACAUUACUUACUGUCGAGAUUUUCUGAUGCGAUUACUCUGCAUGGUCCGGCUACACGCUACGAAAGUAUCUCCAAUCGGAUUGGCUUGCUAAUCUUUUCUCGUAACCAUCUACAGUGAUGGAGGGUCCUAACUCAUGAUGGACACUACCCGAUGUGCGGGCCAGACAGGGUUCAUCCCCAACAGAGGGACCGGAAAUACGAUUUCUCCUCCCGUGCACGACACCUGAAAUACUACUUCAUUGACUUUUGCUUGUCUGACAUCUACGAAUCCGAUGAUCUUCCGGAAAUUCUGCGCGCGCUUGAGGAAGGGGGUUGAAAGAGGUUGAAACGCUCAGACGCAGAACAGAUCCCUUUGCCUACUAUCUUGGAAAUGCUUUCAAGGCCUUUCUUCGCAUAGUAAGUCCAUUCAUACAUGCCCUUGUGAUGACUAUUUGCAGGAUGUUGAAGUAGAAUACCAUGUUAGAAUAGACUUCAGGGGGUGAGAGAUUGAGAUGGUUUAAGUCUGUGGAACUUAUCAUCUCUGCCAUGACAGAGCCAGA